This is a messenger RNA of Leptopilina heterotoma, 702 nucleotides long. RefSeq lists its product as uncharacterized. Lineage: Eukaryota; Metazoa; Arthropoda; Insecta; Hymenoptera; Figitidae. The record is from RefSeq and is a predicted model, not a curated record. Bases 101 to 496 code for a protein of 131 amino acids. The transcript has 2 exons.
CCCAUGUGAGCAGGCCGGAAACGGGAAAUCUCACCAUCGGUCCCAGGACUGAUGCUCAAGUGCGACUUGUCUCGACAAAUUGGAGUUGGAGGUCGCAAAGAUGAUGGAGUCUUGCGACAUUCAGAGGGGCGUCAAGAAGACGGUAAAAGAUGGACUUACAGUCAUCGAGGUCCUGCUGAAAGAAGCAAAAGCAAAGCAUGUCGCGGCCGAUGAGUCGGACGUCGAUUUGGCAUGCGUUCUGAGCGGUGCCGAGUGUAACCGCAAGGACCGUAAGGAAGAGAGAGAGCGUUCAUAUAGGCGUAAUCUCAAAAGCAUCAUAAGAGAUGCUCAGAAACGGAAGAGAGAGGGUGACAGUCCAGAAGAGACUCGAACCAAAACCGAUAAGAGGAAGAAGGAGGAAGCUCCUCCAAUGGAAACGGAAGUACCAGAUCCAAAGAUUCCUCAAUUGGAAAGAAUUGGGUCAAAAAGAUCCACAGUUCUAAUCCGAGUCGGUUAAGGAUUGACGUAUGCUGACGUUCUAGGUAAGCUUCGCAAAGAGGUUAACCCGGAGGACAGCCAUACGAGAAUAGUAGCAGCAAAAGCUACAAACAAGGGGGACCUUCUGAUUAAGUUCAGAGGAGACUCCGACAAGGACGCUUUCACCGCCGAGGUCACCAAAGCGGUUGGAAGCAUGGGUAAGGUGCAGUCAUUGGAUCGAAGAGU